Messenger RNA from Salpingoeca rosetta, 1980 nucleotides. Its product is annotated as solute carrier family 2. Bases 55 to 1872 code for a protein of 605 amino acids. The transcript is spliced from 6 exons. Gene Ontology annotation, biological process: transmembrane transport. Gene Ontology annotation, cellular component: membrane. The record is from RefSeq and is a predicted model, not a curated record. Gene Ontology annotation, molecular function: myo-inositol:proton symporter activity. Lineage: Eukaryota; Choanoflagellata; Craspedida; Salpingoecidae.
CGUAAACGGUGGGUGGUCGUAGUGUUGUUGUUGUGGUUUGGCAACAAAACAAACAUGGGGGGUGGUCUUGCGUUUGGAGCCAGCAGCAGCAGGGGUGGUGGUGGUAGUGGUGAUGGUAGUGAUGAUGGAGCUGGGUUGUCGCUGCUUCGGCGAGGCCCUCGGCCAACGUUCACGGUGGACCUGCUGCUGCUGACCAUCUGUGCCGGGUUUGGUGGCACCCUGUUUGGCUAUGACACCAGCGUCAUCUCUGGUGCGUUGCUGCUGUUGGAGAAGGAGUUCUCGUUAUCCGAUUUCCAGAAGGAGGUGGUGGUCGCCCUGACGGUGGCUGGGGCCUUUGUUGGCUCCAUCGUGUCGGGUGGCCUCUCUUCGAAGAUUGGGCGCAAGCCAAGCAUCAUCAUCGGCUCCCUCGUCUUCCUUGCGGGUGCAGCCAUCCUCACCUUUUCCCCAAACUGGCAGAUUCUCGCUGUUGGUCGGUUUGUGGUUGGCCUUGGUGUUGGUGCUGCAUCUGCGACUGUGCCCGUGUACAUCGGAGAGUGCGCACCAUCCCACAUCCGUGGUGCGCUCACCGCAGUCAACACAGUGUGCAUUGCCACUGGCCAAUGCCUGGCCAACAUUGUUGAUGCUGCCUUCAGCACUGUCCCCAGUGGAUGGAGGUACAUGUUUGCCAUUUCGGCCAUCCCUGCCGUGGUUCAGUUUGUUGCGUUCUUCUUCCUUCCAGAGUCACCACGCUUCCUCGUGGCAAAGGGCGAGCGCCCGCGUGCAGGGCUGGUGUUGCGGAAGCUGCGCGGGAAGGGGUUCAAUGUGGAGCCUGAGCUUGACUCAAUUGAGGCUGCAAACACACAGCGGCAAGGCGGCCUGAUGGACAUCCUCGCACAGCCCCACCUGCGUCGCAUCCUCUUCCUCGCCUGCAUGCUUCAAGUCAUCAAUCAAGUGACGGCCAUCAACACGGUCAUGUACUACUCCGGCACCAUCCUCAAGAUGGCGGGCAUCACCUCAGACACACAGGCCAUGUGGAUCUCCGCACUGGUGACGGGCGUGUUCAGCGUCUUCACUGUGUUUGGCCUGCUGCUUGUGGAGCGUGCUGGCCGCCGCUCUCUGCUGCUGUGGAGCCUCGUGGGCGUGUUUGUGUCGCUGCUGGUGAUGGCCCAGGCCUUUUACCUCUCCCAGACACACUCCCCCGCCGGCAACAACACGCUGUCAGACCCUACCUGCGCGCACCCCAACUGCGUAACGUGUCUGCAGCACCACCACUGCGGGUUCUGCGUGGAUGCCGGCAGCCACCAGCGCAGCGGCGUGUGCCUUGCCAACGCCAACACCUCUGCAGUGCCUGCUGCCUGUGUGGAUGCGGCCCACUGGUACGCGUCUGCCGGCGACGUCGCCAUCUCCAACGUGUGCCCGAGCCCUUACUCCAUCCUCACCAUCGUGUCCAUGUGCCUGUACCUGUCCGCGUUUGGGCUGGGUGUGGCUGCUCUGCCGUGGACCAUCAACGCCGAGAUCUUCCCCACGCACGUGCGCGCCGCCGGCACGGGCUAUGCGGCCGCCAUCAACUGGGUGUGCAACCUCGGCGUGUCGCUGAGCUUCCUGUCCCUGACCAACGCCAUCACGCGCGCUGGCACGUUCUGGCUGUACUCUGCAAUCGCGCUGCUGAGCAUUGUCUACGUGUACUUUGCGCUGCCAGAGACAAAAGGCCGCAGCCUGGAGCAGAUUGAGGCGCUCUUCAUGCGACCGGACGAGCAGCGCGCGAGCGUGCAUGGCGAUGCAGGGCAUGAUGGCGAGGAUGACGCACACUCGCAGCAGGCGCAGAAGCGGCCGCUUAAGCCGGCAGAAGCAAACGCAACCACCUACAACAGCAUCAACGCGCCCAAGUGGUGAUUGUGGAGAGGGCCAAAAGGCGUGCUGAGUGAUAGGAACAAGGGGGUUGUCUGCCUCCUUCUGCUUGGUUGUUGUUGUUGUUGUUGUUGUUGUUGUUGUUGUUGUUGU